GAAGAGGAGGGGUUUGUGAGCUUGAUCCCUGUGCCCAACCUGUCCUGCCUGCUCCUGUAAAAGAGGAUGGCCAUAGCGGGCAGAACCUGGCUCCACCUGAGUGUGACAGGCAAGGAGUCUGGCUCAGUGGAGGGGCGCAAAGACAGGGAAACUGAAGACCCAGAAUUGGAAGGGACUUUGAGGGCAAAUCAUUGCUCUACCUGGAGCUUCAGGUGAGCCAGAGAGGUCACCUCACCCUGUCCACAUUCCUCUCUUGGGUCUCAAGCCUGAUCUUAGUCUCUGCAUGCCCAACUUCUUCUCCCCUCAGGCUGCGGAGAGGAAGCAGUCGUCCCAGAGCUCGGCCUGCUGAAUUAGGCCUGGGUCUGGCUGGGGGUCCUGGGAAGAACAUGUUCUGUAUGUAUGUUAGAGUCAGAGGGAGUGAUUGAUGCUGCUGUUGUAUUCCCUUGCAUGCAUACACAUCAGCCCAUGCACAGACGUGACUCACGUACCAAAUAGGCAUAUUUUAUGCUGGUACACACUGAAUAGAUUUACACACACAGUGCCAACAUGUGUGCAUGCACAUUUGCACACCCCGCUUAUAUCUACGUAGAUGGGACAUGUGUUUGCUCAUAGACAUUUAUACAUACACACAUGUGCACACUGUUCAUAUAUGCAUGUUCACAAAGGGACCCUCAGAAACAUAUUCAUAUCCGAAGGCACCCACAACCAGUCCCGAAAGUGCCUCUGCAUUUCCCUCCCUGUCUGUGGGUACACAGCCACCUCCAGAGGCCUCGUCCCCUGUCAUCCUCCCGACAUCAGCUGUUUUCCUCAUUGCACUCGGUGCCCUCUGAAAUGACCACAGGAUCUGACUCCUUGCUGGCCCUUUGCCCUUUACCGCCUGGGGACCUUGUCCAUGUCGUCAGUGUCCUCCCCGUCCCUGCCCCAGGCUGGCAUGAAGUGGGUGCAUAGUGUUUGUGAAUUAAUGUUUGUGAGUGUGUGUAGAGGAGGGGAGGUGACCGAGGAGGGUGACGUGGUGGGGCGGGUGCCUGGCGAUGCAGGGUGACCCUGAGGGUGUGCCCGGUGUGGGUGUGUCUCUGAUUGUGGCCAGGCGGGGCACCCUUGGUGGAGAGGAAACGAUCCUGGGGCAGAGUCCAGGGCAGCUGAAGGCUCCUCCACACACGCCUGCUGAACCCUGAGCGCCCCGAGCUGCCGGCAUGGGGCGGGCUGAGGCCGCCGCCAUGAUCCCAGGCCUGGCCCUUCUCUGGGCAGCGGGGCUGGGGGAUGCUGCCCCUAACCUUCCACGCCUUCGGCUCUCUUUUCAAGAGUUACAGGCCCGGCAUGGUGUCCGAACUUUCAGGCUGGAGCGGACCUGCUGUUAUGAAGCCUUGCUGGUGGAUGAGGAGCGUGGACGCCUGUUUGUGGGUGCUGAGAACCAUGUGGCUUCCCUCAGCCUGGAUAACAUCAGCAAGCGAGCCAAGAAGCUGGCCUGGCCGGCCCCCGUGGAAUGGCGAGAAGAGUGUAACUGGGCAGGGAAGGACAUUGGUACGGAGUGCAUGAACUUCGUGAAGCUGGUACACGUCUAUAACCACACACACUUGCUGGCCUGUGGCACAGGGGCCUUCCACCCAACCUGUGCAUUUGUGGAGGUGGGCCACCGCCUGGAGGAACCUGUGCUCAGACUGGACGUGAAGAAGCUUGAGGAUGGCAAGGGAAAGAGUCCUUACGACCCGAGGCAUCGGGCUGCCUCCGUGCUGGUGGGGGAAGAACUAUACUCAGGGGUGGCAGCGGACCUCAUGGGCCGAGACUUUACCAUCUUUCGCAGCCUGGGCCAGAAUCCUAGUCUCCGAACAGAACCCCAUGAUUCCCGCUGGCUCAACGAACCCAAGUUUGUCAAGGUCUUUUGGAUCCCAGAGAGCGAGAACCCCGACGACGAUAAAAUCUAUUUCUUCUUCCGUGAGUCCGCAGUGGAGGCCGCACCCGCAAUGGGGCGCAUGACUGUGUCCCGGGUUGGCCAGAUCUGCAGGAAUGACCUGGGUGGCCAGCGCAGCUUGGUCAACAAAUGGACCACAUUUCUGAAGGCGCGCCUUGUAUGCUCAGUACCUGGAGUCGAGGGUGACACCCAUUUUGACCAACUUCAGGACGUGUUUCUUCUGUCUUCCCGGGACCGCCAAACGCCGCUUCUCUAUGCGGUCUUCUCCACCUCCAGUGGCAUCUUCCAGGGCUCUGCCGUGUGCGUGUACAGCAUGAAUGAUGUGCGCCGAGUCUUCUUGGGACCCUUCGCUCACAAGGAGGGGCCUACGCAUCAGUGGGUGUCCUACCAGGGUCGCGUCCCCUACCCACGGCCCGGCAUGUGCCCCAGCAAGACCUUCGGCACCUUCAGUUCCACCAAGGACUUCCCAGAUGAUGUUAUCCAGUUUGCUCGGAACCACCCUCUCAUGUACAACUCCGUCCUGCCCAUGGGGGGGCGCCCUCUCUUCCUCCAAGUGGGAGCUGGGUACACCUUCACCCAAAUCGCGGCAGACCGUGUAGCAGCUGCAGACGGACACUACGAUGUUCUCUUCAUUGGUACAGAUGUGGGCACAGUGCUGAAAGUGAUCUCAGUCCCCAAGGGCAGCCGACCUCACUCUGAGGGACUUCUCCUGGAAGAGCUGCAGGUGUUUGAGGACUCUGCCUCCAUCACCAGCAUGCAGAUCUCCUCUAAAAGGCACCAGCUCUACGUAGCCUCACCGAGCGGCGUGGCCCAGAUUGCCUUGCAUCGCUGCACGGCCCUCGGCCGCGCUUGCGCAGAAUGCUGCCUGGCCCGAGAUCCUUACUGUGCUUGGGAUGGAUCAGCCUGCACACGCUUCCAGCCUACUGCCAAGAGGCGGUUCCGGAGGCAAGACGUACGGAAUGGUGACCCCAGCACCCUGUGCUCUGGGGACUCCUCUCACCCUGCGCUGUUGGAGCGGAAGGUCUUAGGUGUGGAGAGCGGCAGCGCCUUUCUGGAGUGUGAGCCACGCUCGCUGCAAGCCCGUGUGGAGUGGACCUUCCAUCGCGCCGGGGAGGUGGCGCACACCCAGGUGCUGGCGGAGGAGCGAGUUGAGCGUACGGCGCGGGGGCUGCUGCUGCGUGGGCUGCGGCGCCAGGACUCUGGCGUGUAUCUGUGCGUCGCGGUCGAGCAAGGCUUUUCGCAGCCACUGCGGCGCCUGGUGCUGCACGUGCUGAGUGCGGUCCAGGCCGAACGCCUGGCCCGGGCCGAGGAGGCAGCAGCCCCUGCACCGCCGGGCCCUAAACUCUGGUACCGGGACUUUCUGCAGCUGGUGGAGCCAGGCGGCGGUGGAGGGGCAAACUCCCUGCGAAUGUGCCGCCCGCAGCCCGGGCCCCACCCUGUGGCUGCAGAAUCCCGCCGGAAGGGUCGAAACAGGCGAAUGCAUGCCUCUGAGCUGCGUGCUGAGCGUGGGCCACGUAGCGCAGCACACUGGUGACUGGGCUGUCCCCAUACUGGGGACCAGGCUGGACAUGACAUUCAGAAGAGGGGGCAGGCAGACGCCAGGAAGACUGAGGCACACUGAGGUCCUUGGGGCCAGUAGGACACCUAACUCAUCCAUAGGCCCUGGCCAAAGGGUACCCGAGCCAGCUUAUUUAUUAACAAGAUAACCCGCCAAUGUAGCCUCAGAAGAGUGGCCCAGGCUGAAUUCAGGAUCUAGCCUGGAGGGAGGGGACGGAGAAGUGGGGUUCCAGAGUAGAGCAGGGCCAGAGAACUGUCUUGGGUGCCUGCCCUGGGGGAAGCAUUCUUUCUUGGGCAGGGAGCAGAAAGCUGUGAACAGAUUAGGCCGUUGGGUUCCUGGGUGAGGCAGGCCAACUGUACUAAAGUAAUGCAAUAAACACAUUAUCAGCUGACGUUG
Messenger RNA from Peromyscus leucopus (white-footed mouse), 3863 nucleotides. RefSeq names its product semaphorin 3B (gene Sema3b). Gene Ontology annotation, biological process: neural crest cell migration; semaphorin-plexin signaling pathway; negative regulation of axon extension involved in axon guidance. The record is from RefSeq and is a predicted model, not a curated record. The transcript is spliced from 18 exons. Gene Ontology annotation, molecular function: chemorepellent activity; semaphorin receptor binding. Bases 1194 to 3443 code for a protein of 749 amino acids. NCBI's taxonomy places the organism in Eukaryota, Metazoa, Chordata, Mammalia, Rodentia, Cricetidae.